Rattus norvegicus (Norway rat) is the source of this 4612-nucleotide messenger RNA. The record is from RefSeq and is a predicted model, not a curated record. NCBI's taxonomy places the organism in Eukaryota, Metazoa, Chordata, Mammalia, Rodentia, Muridae.
CUUCAGAUUCUCAAGGGUUUACCUCACCUGAGGAAGUAGUAGUACCCUCAGCCCCAUCCUUUGAAAUAAUGCCUUUUUCACAAGAGGAAAAUUAAUCCCUCACAGUCUGAUAAACCAGCAGUGACUUUCUUUGAAGAAAAUGCCAGUGAAGACAAUGCUGAUGUUCCACCAAUAGUUUCUUCCAAACCUAUAACAAGACUCAAGACAAACCAAGCCUGUAGAGGGGACAUAGAAAGUGUAGUCCAUGAGGAAAUGCACUACACUACUAAGAGCUUAAUGGGCUGGCUGUCAUUUAAGCAGAGGUCUGGGGAAUAUGUUUGGGAAUGGAUUUUAAGGGUAUGAGAUAAUGGUGGAAGGAACAUAAAACUAUAUCAGGCUGAGUUUAUUCACAUGGGCCCUGUGAGUGGAGAUUCCAGGUUAAUAUGGAACCUUGCACAGUUAAAAAAGGUGUCAGGAGUUUAUUUGAAUGGUUGGCUGAAGCGUUUAUCAAAAGAUGGCCUACUGAAAAGGAGUUGGAAAUGCCUGAUAUCCCUUGACUGAUUGUUAAUGAAGGGAUUUUAGGGCUCAGGGAAAUUGCAAUGCUAGAGCGGAUAUGUUGUGUAAAACCCAAUCCUCCACAAUGGGAAGGUCCAGAAGAUAUGCCCUUCACGAAUCUUAUAAGAUGCAAACUGGUAAGAGGGGCACCAGCACAUUUGAAGAGCUUUGUUUUUGCCCUUUACCUUCUGCCGAAGGGUUGGAGAAACUGCUGCUCGAUUGGAUGGAUUAAAUAAAAUGGGUUUAAUUGGGCUCCGAGGUAGCAAGGGCCAGGCAGCAGUAUUGAAUUGCCAGAGGCAAGGUGUUCAUGGUUAUUAUAAUGAGCAGCGCAGACAAAACAAUGUUUAUAAUGACAUAGCCUAUAAUGGUCAGCAAAGGAGAGGUGAAAUUUAUAAUGGCAUGACUCAUUCAGACCUUUGGUACUGGCUGAUUAGUCAUGGUGCUUCCAGGCAUGAAAUAGAUCAGAAGCCUACUGCAUAUCUGUUUGAUCUGUAUAGACAGAAAAAUUCUCAAACCAAACGAAAGAAAGGCUACAUUGGAUCAUAGCAAAAGGCAUCUUGGCCAGUGAAUCAAUUUCCAGACUUGAGCUAGUUUGCAGACCCAGAACCCCUCGAAUGAAGAGGUAGCCAGGUUCCCCUGAGGAAGGAUUUGAUAAGAUAUCUAAAAGUUUUGCUGUUAGCCUUUCUCCAGUUCUUCCCUAGAGAGACCUCCAGCCUUUACAAGGGUAACUGUACACUGGGGGAAAGGAAAUAAUGAUAUUUUCUGGAGUCUAUUGGCUCCUGGUUCUGAAUUGAUGCUGAUCCCAGGAGAUCCGAAGAAACAUUGUGGUCCUGCAGUUAAAGUAGGGGCCUAGAGAGAACAGGUGAUUGAUGGAGUUUUGACUGAUGUCCAACUUACAGUAGGUCCAGUAGUUCCCUGAACACAUCCUGGAUAUUUCCUCAGUUCUAGAAUGUAUAAAUGGGAUAGAUAUACUUAGAAAUUGAUAGAAUUCUCACAUUGAUUCCCUGACCUUUGGAGUGAGGGCUAUUAUGUUUGGAAAGGCUAAAUGGAAGCCUUAGAGUUGCCUCUUCCAAAGAAAAUAGUGAAUCAAAAACAGUAUCAUAUUCUUGGAGGAAUUGCAGAAAUUACUGCCACUAUCCAGGAAUUGAGAGAUGCAGGGGUAGUGGUUCCCACCACAUCUCCCUUUAACUCUUCUAGCUGGCUAAUGCAGAAGACAGGUGUCAUUCAUUGAGAAUGACAGCUGACUAUCAAAAACUAAAUCAGAUAGUAACUCUGAUUGCAGCUGCUGUACCAGAUAUAGUUUUGUUACUUGAGCAAAUUAACACAUCUCCUGGUACCUGGUAUGCAAAUAUUGAUCUAGCAAAUGCUUUCUUCUCAGGACCUGUCCAUAAAGACCACCAGAAGCAAUUUGCUUUCAGUUGGCAAGGCCAGCAGUAUACCUUUACAGUUUUGCCUCAAGAAUAGAUUAACUCUUCUGCCCCAUGUCGUAACUUAGUUAAAAGGCAUCUUGAUCAUUUGUCUCUUCUACAAAAUAUCACAUUGGUGUACUAUAUUGAUGACAGUAUGCUGAUUAGACCAAGUGAGCAGGAAGUAGCAACCACUUUGGACUCAUUGGUAACUCGUAUGCAUAUCAGAGGAUGGGAAAUCAAUCCAACCAAAUAUCAAGGACCAUCUACAUCAGUGAAAUCCUUAGGUGUGGGGCAUGCAGAGAUAUUCCUUCUAAGGUGAACGAUAAGGUAUUGCACCUGGACCCUCCCACCACCAAGAAAGAAGCACAACUUUUAGUGGGUCUCUUUGGAUUCUGGAGACAGCACAUUCCUCACCUGAGUGUGUUACUCAGGCCCAUUUACCAAGUUACUCAGAAAGCUGUUAGCUUGUGUGGAUCUUAGGACAGGAAAAGGCUCUUCAACAAGUCCAGGCUGCUGUAUAGGCCGCUCUACCACUUGGACCAUGUGACCCAGCCAACCCAAAGGUACUCGAGAUAGAAAUGCUGUUUGGAGCCUCUUGCAGGACCCUGUAGGUGAUCUUGAAGCUGGAAGACACAAGUUUCAGACCUGGUUCUUGGCAUGGAAAUCUUGAAGCAUAGGAGCCAUGAAAAGCUUAGGUCCAGACAAAGUACUACCGGCCUUUAAUCCCAGGAAACUAUGGCAAGGAGAUCUCUGAGUUCAAGGUCAGCCUAGGACAAAACAAGUCCCAGAUCCAGGCAUGGUGCUGCACACCUUUAAUCUGGGCCAUACCUUCUGCUGGAGGCCUACAUAAGGGCGUUGGAAGAAGGAAGAUUUGUUCUUCUUUGCCUAUUAAAAUUACUUGCCAGCACAUCUGUUGGAAUCUACUUUUACAAAAGACUAGCUGAAACAACUAGCCUAGUGGGACUGAGCAACUAACUACUAGAAUCUUGGACUUCCUAUUCACAGCUGACAAUUCUUGUGGAGUUGGACUACAGACUGCUUGCAGAUGGGUCAAGGACUCUGGAGAGUGGCCAGAAAUCAGCAUCUCCAACAGGAAGCCUACGGUGAGACAGGCUACCUCAGCAGAGAACAGAGCAGGAGAGUGGCUUCAAGCAACAUUUCUCACACCAGUCACCGGAAACAAGCCCAAGGAGGCAUCGAUAUAUAUCAUCUUCUGAAGGCAAGGAAGUCUAAAGAACAGGAAGGGUUCAUUAACUUGGAAAUGCUGCCUCCUGAGCUGAGCUUCACCAUCUUAUCCUACCUGAAUGCAACUGACCUCUGCUUAGCUUCCUGUGUUUGGCAAGACCUUGCUAAUGAUGAACUUCUCUGGCAAGGGUUGUGUAAAUCCACAUGGGGUCACUGUUCUAUAUACAAUAAGAAUCCACCUUUAGGAUUUUCUUUUAGAAAAUUGUAUAUGCAGCUAGAUGAGGGAAGCCUCACCUUUAAUGCCAACCCAGAGGAGGGAGUGAGCUACUUUAUGUCCAAGGGUAUCCUAGAUGAUUCGCCAAAGGAAAUAGCAAAAUUUAUCUUCUGUACCAGAACACUAAAUUGGAAAAAACUGAGAAUCUAUCUUGAUGAAAGGAGAGAUGUCUUGGAUGACCUUGUAACCUUGCAUAAUUUUAGGAAUCAGUUUUUGCCAAAUGCAUUGCGAGAAUUUUUUCGUCACAUUCAUGCUCCUGAGGAACGUGGGGAGUACCUUGAAACUCUUAUAACAAAGUUCUCACAUAGGUUCUGUGCUUGCAAUCCUGACCUAAUGCGAGAACUUGGCCUUAGUCCAGAUGCUGUCUAUGUACUGUGCUACUCUUUGAUUCUACUUUCCAUUGACCUCACUAGUCCUCAUGUGAAGAAUAAAAUGUCAAAGAGAGAGUUUAUUCGAAAUACCCGCCGAGCUGCUCAGAACAUUAGUGAAGAUUUUGUAGGACACCUUUAUGACAACAUCUACCUUAUUGGCCAUGUGGCUGCAUAAAAGCACAAUUGUUCGAACUUCAACUUUUUACUCCAGACUAAGGCUACCCAGGGACAGACUUAGUGGCAGCAGGGUUGCAUCAGCACUGGUCACUCCAGUCCAGCCUCUGUGUAAAAUCCAGCUUGACUGCACCCCCUCUUUUUGUUUAACUGUUUUCUAGUUUAGAAAUCUCAGAACUAACUAAUUUUGCAGAACUUUUCUUAAUUUUGCUCAUCAUGUUUGCACAAAACAGCCACUGUAUAACACAACAUUAGAGAAUGUUAAACUGACAUAUACUCUAUAAAUGGAGUGUUUGUGCAUUAGAUUUGUCUGGAAACUAUCCAUUUUCAUCCUUUUAAAAAUACCAUGUAAUGUAUGCAUAUUUAACUGAAGAGAUUUAUAAUCAUAAUUAUUUUAUUGUAAAGAUUUUAACUAAAGGUUUUCCUUUUCUCUGGAACUGAGUUUGGAAAUUUAUUUGACUCUGAUCUAAGAAUAUUGUUGGCUUUGUCAAAGUUAGACCUGACCCUACAAACCAUACCAGCUUCCCAUUUCUCUGAACUUGGAAAAGAGUGUUGAUUUGUUACUAUAUUAAUAUACUAUGCAAAACUGGCCUUAUUUGUAUAACAUAUCAUUUGGUUCAUUUUGAAAACUUCUGGGUUAAUAAAGUUUCAGUAUAUCAUUUAAA